AUGGAACAGAGCCCCAAGCGACGCAAAGUCUCCCACCAGGGCGGCUCCAGGACCGCGACUAACAUUGCGACUGCGAGCCCAUUCGUCCUGCAGACGGACGAGCUUCUGAAGGAGGUCGAGGUCGACUACGCCAAGGCCCUGAAUGGCGCCGACGCACUACUGCACAGGAUCAGAAAUCUGAUUCAAGGCAUUGAGUCCCAUGGUCCUAUUCCCAUUACCGAAGCUACGCGCAAGUUCCAGAAAACUCAUCGCAUAAAGAUCCCCUACCCGGACCCGAAGCCCGCCGACGAUGCGCCGUACAAGCUGUCUUUUGAAAAGCCCGCGGCGUACAAUGUAGUCGGCAGCUACGUCUCGAAGACCAUGGUCGACGCCCAGGCUAACAAGGGCGUCGACAUGAUCGUACAGAUGCCAGCCUCGCUUUUCCAAGAGAAAGACCAUCAGAACAUGCGCUACUUCUAUCGCAGAGCGUACUACAUUGCCAACAUUGCGGCAAGCUUGCGAAAGGAGCUGGGAGAGUCCGCCGACCUGAAAUUCGAGCACCUGAACGGAAAUCUCCUCCUACCCGUACUCUGCAUCAGGCCUGUGUCGACAUCCAACAACCCGGGCGACGAAAGCGACGAUGGGAAGAAGUCCGACCCAGAGUAUAUCAUACGCAUCAUCCCCUGCGCGCCCGAGGGGGUUUUCCCCAAGUCGAAGCUGAGUCCGUCCUUCAACGGCAACAAGACUGUGCAGACCGACGUCAAAGACUCAAACGCCGCAACGCCGUUCUACAACUCGACCCUCAAGGCCGAAGACACUUUCGUUACCUACCUUCGCGUUCUGACUCGAGCCAAAACCGAAUGUAAAGCAUUUGCGGACGCUUGCAUUCUCGGCAGGAUCUGGCUGCAACAACGAGGCCUAGGCAGCUCGCUGUCCAAGGGCGGAUUUGGUCACUUUGAAUGGGCCAUCAUGAUAGCGCUGCUCUUACAGACAGGCGGACGAAACGGACAACCGGCGCUGUCCUCGGCCCUGAGCAGCACAGAGCUUUUCAAGGCUGCCAUUCAGUUUCUCGCCUCUACCGAAUUCUCCAAGAAGCCUUUCGUGUUCGGCACCUAUAAGCAUGACGCCGAGAUCAUCCGUGAGAAUGGUCCCGUCAUGUUCGACCCCGACCGCGAAGUCAACAUAUUGUACAAGAUGAGCCCAUGGUCCGCGGGUCUUCUUCGCUUCCACGCUUGCACAACUAUGGAGGUGCUCAACGACACUUUGGCCAACCAGUUCGAACCGACAUUCAUCACAAAAGCCGACAUGCCACUGCAGCUGUACGAUGCCAUUUUCGAAAUUCAAAACGUCGACAGCAACUCGAAGAGUAACAAUCCUGACCGUCGAGGAGCUGUCUGGGACCUCAGCUUCAAAGCGAAUGCGGUUCUCAAAAAGGCGCUGAAGGAGAGAUCCCAGCUGAUCCAUUUCUCGAGCCAAGACCCGGCACCUUGGUCAGUUACCAGCAGCCAGUCGCGGAACCUGUCCAACAUUCAAGUCGGCGUCGUCUUUGAUCCUGCCAACAUGGGACGGCUGAUGGAGUACGGACCUUCGGCCGAGCUGGAAAAAGAGGCCGCCAAGUUCCGGAAGUUCUGGGGUGACAAGGCCGAGCUGCGCCGAUUCCAAGAUGGCAGCAUCCUCGAGUGUGUGCAGUGGACGAACAAGACAGCUGCAGGUGUCUGUGAAGAAAUCAUUCGUUACACUCUCCAGCGUCACUUAAGCCUCGGCGCCGGUGAUCUGCGAUUCCACGACGCCGAGUUCCCUCUGUCCCUGGAGCUCUCGCCCCUGGACAAGGAAGCGUUUGAGGCGGCGAGGAAGGCUUUCGGAACCCUAGAGCAGGACGUUCGCGGCCUGGAGGACAUACCGUUGUCUAUCAGACAGAUCUCCCCUAUCGUUCCCGAACUCCGAUCUGCCUCUAUCAGGCCACCUUUCACCCUUUCCCAGAAGACCAGCCCCCCACCCAUGGAUGUGAACCUGUACUUUGAGGCUUCUAGCAAGUGGCCAGAGAACGUGGUCGCCAUCCAGGAGACCAAGAUUGAGUUCCUCCUCGACAUCGACCGGAGGUUACGGGCUGUCCACGAUAACAUCACGACGAGCCUGGGCCGCGACAACGCGGCGCGCGAUAUCGAUAACCUGGCCUACCUCGACAUCAUAUACGAGACUGGCGCCGCGUUCCGCUUGCGCAUCUACGCCGAACUCGAGGAAACGCUACUGGAUCGCCAGGCCAAGAACAAGACCAUCAGCCCUCAGACCAGAGCCGAGGCCGAGGAGGCGCUGUUUAACCUGCACUGGCGCUACAAGCACCUGCCCCUGCACACGCAGACGAUCACGACCUACUGCACACGCUUCACGACCCUGUCCACAACGAUCCGCCUUGUCAAGCACUGGUUCAACGCCCACAAGCUUGCUGGCCAUGUUACCGAAGAGCUCAUCGAGCUCCUCGUUCUCCACGUCUACCUGAACCCGCACCCAUGGAAGGUCCCCUCGAGUCCCAUGUCGGGCUUCCUCCGCACGCUCCUCUUUCUCUCCCGCUGGGACUGGCGCGACGAAGCCCUCGUCGUUGACUCAUCAGACGACAUGUCCGUCGAAGACCGCGCCAUCGUCUCGCACCAUCUCGAGGCCUGGCGCGCACGCGACCCCAAUAUGAACCACGCCGUCCUCUUUGUGGCCACACCCCACGACCAUCUUGGACUGGCCUAUACACGACACGGUCCCUCCAAGCUCCUCGCGACGCGCAUGACGCGCCUCGCAAAGGCCGCGAGCAGACUCGUCAAGGAGCAAGGGAUUGCCCUCGACACGGCCGAGCUCUUCCGCCCCUCACUCGUCGACUACGAUGUGCUGCUCCAUCUGUCGUCCUCCGCCCUGAAGCGCGUCGCCCGUGACGCCGCUUCCGAGGCCGGCACGCGGCACUCGCUCUUCAAGAACCUAGAUGAGCGCACCGGUAAGGUGCCUCUCCCCCUCGGCAGGCACCCGGCGACGGUGCUGCUGCGCGAGCUCGAGGCUGCGUACGAGGAUACCCUCCUCUUCUUCCAUGGCGCGCCGGACGACGUCGUCAUCGGUGCCAUCUGGCAGCCCAAGUUGCGCAGCAGGCAGGUGUUCCGUGUGGGUCUGCCCUACAAUUUCCGACAGGUCAAAGAUGCCGGCGACGACGAGGGCGACAUCGUCGAGGUGAACAAGCCGGCGGUCCUUUUGGAGAUUGCCAGGAUUGGCGGUGACUUGUUCAAGAGGAUCGAGCUCACCGAAUGA
Colletotrichum higginsianum IMI 349063 is the source of this 3261-nucleotide messenger RNA. Its product is annotated as Nrap protein. NCBI's taxonomy places the organism in Eukaryota, Fungi, Ascomycota, Sordariomycetes, Glomerellales, Glomerellaceae. The record is from RefSeq and is a predicted model, not a curated record. The transcript has 2 exons. Gene Ontology annotation, cellular component: small-subunit processome; CURI complex; UTP-C complex. Gene Ontology annotation, biological process: rRNA processing; tRNA export from nucleus. Bases 1 to 3261 code for a protein of 1086 amino acids.